CCCGACGUACCCCCUCCCCUCCCCGUCAGUCUCCCUAGGUUACCCUGUAUCCCCCCGCUCGUCGUACACCAGGAACAACUUUAUUUCGAUGACGGACUAGGGGCUCCGGGGAAAUGUCCUCAUGGAAGGAAAUGGGGAGAGAUCGGCAAGGAGCACAAGGAGGCGAGAGGGUUGGGGUUGAGUGAUGUGGAGAUGGAUGAUUUUAUGGUCGAUCUAGGGGAUCUGGUUAGUAAAGAGUAUGACGCGUGGAUCGAGAGGUGUUGGGUCGAAGCGUUUCAUUAUACGUACACCGUCUCCCUCCCAGCGAUGAUCAUCGGGUUCAUCCAGUGCGGCGCCACCCCAACUUUCCUCCGCAAGAACAUUAUCUACGGAGGAUCCUCCAUCGAUGCGCUGUUGGCACAUAACUUCAGGAUCUUGUUGAGGGAGGAACAUGAGAGGAGAAUCAACAUGGGCCCUAGCCCGCAUUCCUUGCUGAACACCAACCCGGCUUCGGCGGGAUCGGGCAGCACGUCCAAUUCGACUUUUCAGCAUCCGUUGCAGAGGCACCUCUGGGACCCGGCUAGGACGGGGUAUGGGAACGGAGUGUGUUUCUACGACUUGGCGUUGUUGCAUGGAAGACAGGGGGACGAUCACGCUCCGUGCAUGUGUGAUUUGACGGCGUGUAGGACUUGUUUCCACGAGUUGCUCUACUUCCGGGGAAGGCGUGAGGUCAUUCAUCCGCAUGAUGACGAGGAAGAUGAGGAAGAGGACGAAGAUGUGGACGGCGAUGAGGAAGAGGAAGAAGACAGGCUGAUGAGCAGGACGAGCACUCGCAUCACCAUCAUCGACACCAUCGUCAUCGCCAUCACCGACACCAUGGGGAUGAGGACGAGGAAGACGACGAGGACGAGUUUGAUGACGGAGAGUGGUUACGCACGGCGGAUGUCACCUCUGCAGAUCAAACCGCCCGACUUGUCCGACAUCAUGCUUGUCGAAGAGCAUCUUCGUACGAGAUUACACUACAUGGCAUCGCCCGAUGUCGUCCUGCGUUACGGCGACGAAGAUGAAUUCAUCCCCUCCAUGGAGUACGUGGCGGUACCCGGGUCAGGUGGUGGUACACCGGUCGACGAAAAGGCAGACGGGAUGGCCAAUCCGAGCCCCAAUCCCGCGACGCCGGCUGGACAGGCCGCUAAAAAGGGUCCUACCAAGAAGAUCCUACAAGGUCGAAAGAUGAAGGGAGGCCGGGUCGUCAAGGGUGGGAUCCCUCCCAAGAUUGUCACGGUGAACAAGGAAGAGACGAACGGGUCGAAACCUAACGGAGAUGGUCUGACCGGCGAGGUCCAGAUGAAGCCCCGGUUGAAUGGCAGUCAAUUGCCCUUGAGCUGGACGAUGGAGAGCGCCAACUCGAGGAAUAAUGCGGUCACCUUGACGUAUAGGCAUCUCGUCAGGCACUUGCACGCCACUGCACAGCACAUGUCGCCGUUCGACUUUGACGAGUAUGCUGAUGACGCCGCCGUGUUGACCGAGAUCCAUCCGCUUGCUGUGUAUCGAAGACUCGUGGAGCCCUAUGUCAGAAGACGGGCAGCUCAAUACGACGAGAUGAAGGCCCGAGCAGAGGCUGCCGGCACCGAACUCGCGGACCAAGAUUCACCGGGUUCCGAAGUCCUCAAAGUCGAUUAUAACGCGUGGAAGAACUGCAUGGAAAAGUGGGAAAAAGAGGUGGCCAUCAGGGAAAAGGAAGGAGGCAACGCCAUCUUAAAGACCCAGCCAGCCAGGGCGGUCGCUUUCUAUACCCAAGCAAUCUGUCUGGACAGCGAGAACCCGGUGUAUUAUCUAAAUCGCGCUGCCGCUUUCAACGCCAUCGAGAACUAUGAGGACGCAGAGAUCGACUGUUCUCGCGCCCUUAAACUUAACAAGUCGCAUCUCAAGGCUUGGUACCGCCGUGCCAUUGCCCGUAAAGGCCUCGGCAGACUCGACGAGGCCGAACAAGGUGGGUUUCGUCUAGUAGCUCCACAUUUGCAAGAUCAUCACGCUGAUUAUAGCUACUGCGAUACAGACAUGCUGCAACUCCUCUCGCAAGCCCCUAACAUCCAAGCAGCUACGGCGGAACUUGCAGCCAUCCGGAAAGAGAUCGAGGACAUGAAGAAGCGGGAAGAGGUCGAUGAGGUCGAUUGA
Filobasidium floriforme is the source of this 2154-nucleotide messenger RNA. RefSeq lists its product as uncharacterized. The annotation marks the transcript as partial. NCBI's taxonomy places the organism in Eukaryota, Fungi, Basidiomycota, Tremellomycetes, Filobasidiales, Filobasidiaceae. The transcript has 8 exons. Gene Ontology annotation, molecular function: protein binding. The record is from RefSeq and is a predicted model, not a curated record.